AUGGGCACAAAGGCAGAGGCGCUGUUUGAAGCCCGGCUCUGGGGCGAGGGGGGCGAGGGGGGGUCUGACCACACACUUGUACAGGAUCGCAGCUGCUUUCACAGACACACAACAGACGACCGAAGAGACACAACCACAAGACAACGGCUCCAGACGCAGCUGAGGCUCAAAACACUUUGUUCCUUUUCAAGUCAAAAGAUCAGAGAAAUGUUGGAAAGUAAAUAUCACACGCCACGCUCCAACUGCACACGCCACGCUCCAACUGCACACGCCACGCUCCAACUGCACACGCCACGCUCCAACUGCACACGCCACGCUCCAACUGCACACGCCACGCUCCAACUGCACACGCCACGCUCCAACUGCACACGCCACGCUCCAACUGCACACGCCACGCUCCAACUGCACACGCCAAGCUUCAACUGCACACGCCACGCUCCAACUGCACACGCCACGCUCAAACUGCACACGCCACGCUCCAACUGCACACGCCACGCUCCAACUGCACACGCCACGCUCCAACUGCACACGCCACGCUCCAACUGCACACGCCACGCUCAAACUGCACACGCCACGCUCAAACUGCACACGCCACGCUCCAACUGCACACGCCACGCUCAAACGGCACACGCCACGCUCCAACUGCACACGCCACGCUCCAACUGCACACGCCACGCUCAAACUGCACACGCCACGCUCAAACUGCACACGCCACGCUCAAACUGCACACGCCACGCUCCAACUGCACACGCCACGCUCAAACUGCACACGCCACGCUCAAACUGCACACGCCACGCUCAAACUGCACACGCCACGCUCCAACUGCACACGCCACGCUCAAACGGCACACGCCACGCUCCAACUGCACACGCCACGCUCAAACUGCACACGCCACGCUCAAACUGCACACGCCACGCUCAAACUGCACACGCCACGCUCAAACUGCACACGCCACGCUCAAACUGCACACGCCACGCUCCAACUGCACACGCCACGCUCAAACGGCACACGGACCAGAAGGAAAAGACUGAGAUGGAAACGAAAUGUGUUUAA
Molecule: messenger RNA, 1053 nt
Organism: Knipowitschia caucasica
Lineage: Eukaryota; Metazoa; Chordata; Actinopteri; Gobiiformes; Gobiidae
Source: the annotation of a GenBank genome assembly